Phyllostomus hastatus (greater spear-nosed bat) is the source of this 1158-nucleotide messenger RNA. RefSeq names its product endogenous retrovirus group FC1 Env polyprotein-like. Lineage: Eukaryota; Metazoa; Chordata; Mammalia; Chiroptera; Phyllostomidae. The record is from RefSeq and is a predicted model, not a curated record. Bases 1 to 1158 code for a protein of 385 amino acids. The transcript has a single exon.
AUGUGGCAUAGCGGGCCAGUUGGAGACGUGUUUAUUGUAAAGGUCAGAGAAAUGCAAAACCCUGCCCUAAAUACCAUCUGUCACAUCCAUUCAGUUAUAGAAAAUCAAGAAAAGACACUAACUGAAAAAUUGGAAGGUCAAAAAUCAGUAGGACCUUUCUCUUGGAUAAAACUAAUACAGCAGGGGGCGCAGCUACUUAAUCUAACCAGUCCAGGCAAUUACAAUGACUGUUUCUUAUGUGCAUAUCUUAACAGGCCACCAUUGACUGCUGCUCCUCUUCGACAACCCCUCACCAUUUCCAAAGCCCAAACCCAGAAUCCUUUUCUCUCCAAGGUGUUCCGCUGUUCCAGGACACAUCCAUCAGAGCACGGGAAUGCUACGGACCACCUAGUUCCUGCAAUCAGACGUUGCCAUCCUCUGGAUCCAUCACCAGCCCGCAGGGAACUUUCUUUUGGUGUAAUGGGACUCUACCUGUCGGUAAACCAUAGCACCCCAGCCCCUUGCUAUCUCGUGGCCUUAGCCCCCCAGCUUGCCUUAUAUCAACCGGGCGAGUUAAAUACCCUGCUUGCCCAAGAACAUCAGAAGCGAGCAGUCCUCCCCCUAAUGGUCUGGUUAAGUUUCGCCACUUCAGCCAUUGGAUCCGAACUGGGCAGUAUAGGACUAGCAGUCAGCCUCCAAUGCACUAAGGAGCUCCGGGAAGAGUUAAAUCAGACCAUGGACACCUCUGCACUAUCCAUGGCCUCACUGCAGAGGCAAAUAACUUCCCUAGCUCAGGGUGCCCAGCAAAACUGGCGGGCAUUAGACUUACUUACUGAGGAAAAGGGGGGAACUUGUCUUUUCCUCCAGGAAGAAUGCUGUUACUACAGGAACGGAAGUGGAAUAGUAGAAGAAAAUAUUAGCAAACUAAAAGACAUUCGCCAGAGAUUGGGGAGCAUCAGCUCCCCUGCCGAAAACCACUCUUGGUGGCAAUCAGUCCUUUUUCCUAUUUUAGCCCCUAUUUUAGUCCCUUUUGUCAUUCUUUUCUUUGUAUUAACUAUAGGACCCUGUUUACUGCGCACGGUAGUGCAACAGAUACCGGACAGUAACCGGACGAGCUGCCGCCAAGAUCCUUUCUUUCCAGAGACAUCACUACCGGAGAUUACCGCAAAUGGAGAGUGA